Molecule: messenger RNA, 1344 nt
Organism: Leishmania braziliensis MHOM/BR/75/M2904
Lineage: Eukaryota; Euglenozoa; Kinetoplastea; Trypanosomatida; Trypanosomatidae
Product: gamma-tubulin
Exons: 1
Coding region: 1-1344 (447 amino acids)
Biological process (GO): mitotic cell cycle; cytoplasmic microtubule organization; meiotic spindle organization
Cellular component (GO): nucleus; microtubule; centrosome
Molecular function (GO): structural constituent of cytoskeleton; GTP binding
Source: RefSeq, a predicted model, not a curated record
AUGCCUCGUGAGAUCAUCACCAUUCAGGCCGGCCAGUGCGGCAACCAGGUUGGCAGCGAGUUCUGGCGGCAGCUCUGCCUCGAACACGGCAUCCGCCUUGACGGCGUCGUGGAGCCGUACGCCGUUGGUGGUGAGGAUCGCAAGGAUGUCUUUUUCUACCAGGCGGAUGACGAUCACUACGUCCCGCGUGCGUUACUCGUGGACCUCGAGCCGCGCGUGAUCAACGCGGUACAGCGCGGCUCGAUGCAGAAGCUCUUCAACACCGAGAACAUCUUCAUUCACAAGGAAGGCGGUGGCGCCGGCAACAACUGGUCUCAUGGCUACGAGCUUGGCGACCAGGUGCAGGAGACACUCUUUGACAUGAUCGAGCGAGAGGCCGAGAACAGCGACAGCCUCGAAGGAUUUGUUCUCACGCACUCCAUUGCGGGUGGUACGGGUAGCGGCAUGGGCAGCUAUCUUCUCGAGAACUUGAAUGACAAGUUCCCCAAGAAGCUCAUCCAGACGUACAGCGUCUUUCCGAACCAGUCUCGUGGUGGCGAGAGCGACGUGAUUGUCCAGCCGUACAACAGCCUGCUGGCUGUGAAACGACUGACACUGCACGCCGACUGCGUCGUCGUCCUCGACAACACUGCACUGAACCGAAUCGUCACCGACAACCUCCACAUCGCCUCCCCCACGGUGGAGCAGAUGAACGGCCUCGUCAGCACCGUCAUGGCCGCCUCGACGGCAACACUGCGCUACCCAGGGUACAUGAAUAACGAUUUGAUGAGCAUGCUAGCCUCGCUCAUCCCUACGCCUCGGUGCCACUUUGUUUGCACCGGUUACACCCCCACCACGCUCGACACCUCGAACAUUCAGUCCUCGGUGCGCAAGACGUCUGUGCACGACGUGAUGCGCCGACUGCUGAUGCCAAAGAACAUGAUGGUGUCGACAUCCAUGAAGAGCGGCUGCUACAUCUCUCUCCUGAACCUCAUCCAGGGCGACGUCGACCCAGCGCAGGUGCACCGCUCCCUCGAGCGUAUUCGCGAGCGGUCACCGACGUUCAUUCCGUGGGGACCGGCCUCCAUUCAGGUCAUUCUGUCAAAGAAAUCGCCAUACGUAGACACGCGGCACCGGGUAAGCGGCCUCGUGAUGGCAAACCACACGAGCAUCCACACCCUCUUUCACCGCACGCUGAAGCAGUUUGACAUGCUCUUCGGCCGCGGCGUCUUCCUCGACCAGUACCGUAAGUACGGACCAACCAAGGACAGCCUGGAUGAGUUCAGCGACGCGAGAGACGUUGUGGAGAGCUUGGUGGCGGAAUACAAGGCGUGUGAGAGCUCCGACUACAUCCGAAACUUUUGA